Closterium sp. NIES-65 is the source of this 516-nucleotide messenger RNA. The record is from the annotation of a GenBank genome assembly. NCBI's taxonomy places the organism in Eukaryota, Viridiplantae, Streptophyta, Zygnematophyceae, Desmidiales, Closteriaceae.
AUGGGCUCGACCUCCGCCGCCACCGCCUCCUCCACCGCCGCCAUCUCCGCCACCUCCGCUCCCACCGCCACCGCCGCCGCCGCCGCCGCCGCCGCCUCUGCCUCCACUGCGCCACCGACACCUCCACCCCCGCCACCACCCCCACCGCCACCCCCACCCCCUCCACCGCCUCCAACCCCGCCUCCACCGCCCCCGCUAGCUCCUCCAGCGCCCCUGCCCCCCUUGCCCUUGCCAGGGCGGCAUCUCCCGCUAGGGGUAGACGCCGCACCGACCGACUCAAGCCCAACGAGGUCGGCCGCAGCAGCAGAGGCAACAGAGGGCAAAAGAGGGGAGGGGGAAUAUCCCUCAAAGAUGGGGGUGCGAGGGUCACUACGAGAGGCUCCUACAGCUACUAUGCUCUUCUCUGCUGCUAGGAGGGCCUUCUCGAGGAGGUCAACGGUGAGAGUGGUGGGGCAAACUGAGAGGAAGUGGUCCCUGACUACGCGAAGGGAGUUAGGGAGCCGGGUGACUAUGUAG